UUUUAAGUUAAUUAUUGUUUACCUAUACUGAAAACUUUAUUACCUACGGCCUUUUACCGAUUGUUCUGGAAUGCAUUUACCUGCGGACUGGAUUGCUGCCUUUACGGACGCCGAUGACAAUGUGGAGUGACAUAAAAUACCGACGGAAUUUGGCCGUUGGCAAUAUCAGCGAUACAUUAGGUUCGAAAUUGGGAUCUUCCUUUCUCAGAUCCCCGAAAAUCAAUUUCAGAACUUCCUCUCCUCCCUUCCCUGUUCUCUCGAGGUAACCCUUGUGUUGUGUGGGCGCGAGUGUGGUUUUCCCUAUCGGUUUGAAGAGCGUGGUGGUGCGGACGCUAGCGGCGGUUCGUUGGUGGGUGGUGUCUUCCCUUCCCUGUUCUCUCUUCGUUCAUAUUGUCUUCUGUCAGCGCGAGGUUGGUCGCCCUAAGCCAGUUUCAAGAGGUUGCUGUUGCGGACGCUGACGGCGGUUCGUUGGUGGCUGGUUUGCGGGUUGGGUGGCUAGGGUUCUUGUUCUUCGUUCUGGGUGUUGCGGCAGGGGUGGUGGUUCGUGGAGCUUGGAGUUAGGAGGGCUUUGCCGUGAAGUUGGGUUGGCUGCUGUGUAGUGCUCGGUUGCCACAUUUUUUAGACACAUUUUUUAGACAGAACAUGGCCGAAGUCCCCAACCCCCGUGCUUGGAUGUAUGACCGCUGUUAUAGUGGAAAAAAAGGUUUAAAGGAAGCUUUUGUUGAAGGAGUUGAACAUUUUUUGGAGACGGCUCGACAGUGUAAAUAUUAUAUUCCUGAUGGAGGGAUUCGAUGUCCAUGCAUAAAGUGCGAAUGUACAAGGAUUUUGAAAGAUGAGGUGGUCAGAGUUCACCUACAUCAAAAAGGAUUCAUGCCAGAUUACAAGCUCUGGAAUUUUCACGGUGAAGAAAUUCCUUCUACCUAUGAACCAUCUUUCAUUGAACCUUGUGGUCGAGGGUUUGUUCCUUCUAGAGUUGCUUCACAGGCCAUCAAUUGGUCUAUUAAGGACCAAUUUCUUCAGCCUUGGCCAUCAUGGGGAGCAAUACCUAUAGAGGACAAAGAACUUUUCUGGCAAAGAUUUAAGCAAGAUGUACAAUGGAUAGCUGAGCAUGAAGCUCAAAUUAAGAAAAACUUCCACAGAAAAGCAUCUCAAAGACUGUCGACAAUAUUUAGAUAUGCAAGGAUCACAGGAAGACCCCCUUAUUGGAUGGGGGAGCACAUAUGGAAUUCAUUGCUAGAACAUUGGAAUUCGCCAAACUAUCGCAAUAAAUGUGUUACCGUCCAGAGAAAUAGGAUGUUAGAAAAAGGUGGUGUACUGCACAUUGGAGGAUCAAUCACUGCACAUGAGCAUGCUCUUCGCAUGGAAGAUUUUUCUCUUAGACUCUCACAAGCUAGAUCUGAGAUAAGAUCUAUUUCUGAUGCUGAAUCAAAAGUAGAUGCUGACAAUGACAUCAUCAGGCAACCAUCUGCAUCCAGCACUGACAAGAGCAAUUUUGUCAGUAGAGAAGUUUAUGAUGCAGUUCUAGCUAGAGUUGAAAAUCUUGAAAAUCUGGUCAGGACAUGGCUAUCUCAGCAAGGACAGAAUCAGUCUGCCCCAUCAUCGUCCCAGCAGCAAUGCCCACCGAUGCAGCCCAUCCCCAUGCAGCCAUCUACCAACCAACAGUCGCAAUGCCCACCAAUGCAGCCCACCCCCAUGCAGCCAUCAACCAACCAACAGUCGCCUCCUCAUCAACUGCCUGUGCAGGAAGAAGAAGAUGAUGAUGAUUCUGAUGAUUAUAAUGAUUAUUAGGCAUUUAGGAACUUUUUAAAACAUUGAUGCAAGACUUUUUAUUUUCAAACUUAGUUCUUUUAUUUUCAAUGACCAUCAUACAAUAACUAUUUAUUUUAGUUAUAUGAAUCUUGAAUGAUUGCAAAGUGAUAUCUGAGUGCAAUUGUUAACUUAA
Molecule: messenger RNA, 1942 nt
Organism: Vigna radiata var. radiata (mung bean)
Lineage: Eukaryota; Viridiplantae; Streptophyta; Magnoliopsida; Fabales; Fabaceae
Exons: 5
Coding region: 643-1788 (381 amino acids)
Source: RefSeq, a predicted model, not a curated record